Molecule: messenger RNA, 978 nt
Organism: Erigeron canadensis
Lineage: Eukaryota; Viridiplantae; Streptophyta; Magnoliopsida; Asterales; Asteraceae
Exons: 2
Coding region: 1-978 (325 amino acids)
Source: RefSeq, a predicted model, not a curated record
AUGGCAUGUGUUACAACCACGUCUUUCUCUAUCUCUAUCAAUGGCAACAUUCAUGGAUAUUUUAAAGGGAAACGUGGUCUUAGGCAGGGUGAUCCUUUAUCACCUUACUUGUUUACGCUUGUCAUGGAAGUUCUUUCUUUAAUCUUGCAGCAGAAGGUGGCAAACAACCCGUUAUACAGGUUUCAUAACAGGUGUGCAAAGGAUAGAGUAAUUAAUGUUUGUUUUGCUGAUGACCUAUUCCUGUUUGCUAGAGGUGAUAUAGCUUCAGUGAGUACCAUUAUGGAAGUGAUUAACGAAUUUCAAGAAAUGUCAGGACUCGUGCUUAGCGUUCCAAAAAGUACAACUUUCUUAUGUAAUGUGAGUGAUAGUUUGAAGCAUGCGAUAUUGAGCAUUAUGCCAUUUGAACAAGGGCAGCUACCAGUGCAAUACUUGGGGGUUCCAUUAAUAUCUACUCGGUUGGUCUAUCAAGAUUGCAAGAUAUUGCUGGAGCGGAUGGAGAAACUGUUUAUCCUGCCGGCUAGAAUUAUUAAAGAACUCGAGCAACAAAUUAGAAGAUUUUUAUGGAGUCAUGACUCAGCUGGAAAGAUUAAACCGAAGGCCUCUUGGAAGUCUAUUUGCUUACCUAAAGCUGAAGGAGGACUUGGUAUCCGACGAAUUCAGGAUGUCAAUUAUAGUCUAAUGACUACACAUAUAUGGAGCAUAUUGACAAAGCGUGAUUCUUUAUGGGUGAAAUGGAUCUAUUUAAAUAAGCUCAAAGGCCGGAGUUUUUGGGACGUACCGCUUCAAGCCGGUGCUAGUUGGGGAUGGAGAAAACUUUACAACUUAGAACCAAAAUCAGGCCGUAUAUUUGGUCGAAUAUUGGGAAUGGACAGAAGACAAGCGCCUGAUUCGAUAGAUGGAGCUCAGCUAGUCCACUCGCAACCAUUAUAUCCCCGUGUAAUAUUGCAAGAGCUGGUUUUUCUAUGGAUGCUAGAAUAG